AUGGCGUCCGGCGGUAUUCAACAGGCAGUCUAUCAGCAAGCGCCCUCCUUUCCUCAACACGGUCAUUCCAAUUCCCUGAACGCCUCUUUCCCUCAAGCCCCUCCUCUAGGAACGUAUGAAGCUCAUUCUGUCGCUUCUACUCCUGCUCCCACCCCUCCACCACCUCGACCUGUCUCUCAACAACAGCAACAACAGCAGAUGGUCUAUAAUAUGAACGGCGCACCUCCUAUCGCCAAUGGCGGCCCCAUGAUGCAAGCCCCUAACUCUUUUGCCGGUUACGCCGACCAGAACGUCUAUGCGCAGCCGAACCUCUAUACCAAUGGAUUCAAGCCUCCACAGAUUUAUACUGCGGUUUAUUCGAACGUUUCGGUCUUUGAAAUGGAGGUUAAUGGUAUCGCCGUAAUGCGACGUCGAGCCGAUUCCUGGCUGAAUGCGACUCAAAUUUUAAAGGUUGCAGGCGUAGACAAGGGCAAGCGAACCAAGGUCCUUGAGAAAGAAAUUACUGGGGAGCAUGAGAAGGUUCAGGGUGGUUAUGGCAAAUACCAAGGCACAUGGGUCAAUUAUCAGCGUGGCCGCGAGUUUGCCAGGCAGUAUGGGGUUGAACAAUCACUCCUCCCUUUGUUAGAAUACGACAUUACUUCUGACGGUAGUCUUGGUAUGAACCAUGGGAUCGAAACUCCGACCAAAGAACAAGCUAUGGCUGCCCAGAGAAAACGAAUGUAUGGUGGUGAUGGACGACCUUUGACUCAAUCUGCUGGAGGCACCUUCUUCAAAAAUAUGUCCAAUACAGCGGCGAAUGCCAUACAUGCACUCAACCGGACUCGACUUGAUUCUCCCGGUCAGUUGGAUGGUCGUCGCUCUGUUGGGCCUCGGCGACAGUCACAAACAUUCUACGGUCAAGACGCACUCUACGGCCAAGGAGCAAGUCAACAGAGUAUGCAAAGUAUGACUUCACAGGAUAGCUUCGGGACCAAUGGUGGAAUCAUGAGCCAGAAUGCAAGCUUUGCUGAUUUCCCUCAGCCAGAUGGGCAAGAGCCUCCACGCAAACGAAUCCGACCAUCCCCUCAAACAUCUUUCAUCGGUAAUCCCUACGAAGCAGCCAUGGAUCUUACUCUUCAGGAAGGAACUCCCACUGAACAAGUAUCAUUCUUCUCCCAACCCAGCCAAUCUUUUAUGAUGACUUCGAAUAUUCCCUACGGUAUCGAGCCACUUCCUCCUGUUUCAGGGGCACUUGAGGAACAAAAGAAAGAACUCCUUCUAGAUCUUUUUAUUGACCCUUCCAGGACCGAUUUCGAUGAUCAUCCAGCGUUUCUUCGCCUUAGUGGUGAAGAGUUUGAGCUGCCUAUUGACGGUUCGUGUAAUACUGCGUUGCAUUGGGCUGCUACAUUGGCUCGAAUUGCAUUGGUGAGAAAAUUACUGGAAAAAGGAUUCAACAUGAGACGUGCAAAUAGUGGUGGCGAAACAGCUUUGAUUGCAGCUUGCCAAGCGCGCAAUAACCUCGAUCGAAGCACAUUUCCACAGCUGCUCGAACUUUUAGGGUCUAGUAUCGAAGUCAGAGAUGGCCGCGGGAGAACACUUCUCCAUCACAUCGCGGUGUCGUCUGCGAUGAAAGGACGAGCCGCUGUAGGCAAGUACUACCUCGAGUCCUUGCUAGAAUACGUUGUCCGACAGGGCAGCUCCGCGCCGAACUCGAUGGCGUUCGAGGGAAUGCAUGGAGCAAACGGCUCAACACAACCGGAUGCCAUGACAUUGGCUAAAUUUAUGACGGAGAUUGUCAAUGCACAGGACCGGGCAGGUGAUACUGCGUUGAACUUGGCCGCCCGAACCAGCACCACUUCGAUCAUCGCUCAGCUGGUCGAGGUUGGUGCGGAUCCUAACAUAAUGAAUCGAGGUGGACUGGCCCCGUCAGACUUUGGAGUAGGCAACCAUACCAACGGGGAAUUGCAUGAUAACAGCAUAGCGCUGUUUGAUCAGGCAGCACCUACCAAUAACUCAUCCCAGAAGUCAUACGAGGAAGCUCAAGAAGGCCUUAUGACUUCAAUACGAGAAAUCCUGUCGCAAUCCGAAGCCGAUUUCACUUCCGAGAUGAAGGAGAAAAAAGAAAUCCUAGACAAGACGAACGCGGCACUGAAAGAAUCUGGCAAUUCGCUGGCGGAAGAAAGACGACGAUUGGAAGAAGUGCGCAGUACGGUAAUGGAGAAGGAAGAGCUCGAACAAAAGGUGCAAAAUUUACGGCAAGCUACUUUCAAGCUACGAUCAGAAUUGCAAUCUGGCGAAACGCCGACGACGAUUCAAGCGGACGUGCCGGUGGGAGAGGCUGAUAAAGGACUUGACCUUGGUGGCCAACUUCCUUUGAUUACGCAGUUGUUCCCAUCGGAGAUGGAUGACCCCAGCAAUAUGGUUUUGAACCAGGACCAAGCCAAUUUCCUGGCAUGUCUAGAGCGGGCAGAAGUGUUGUCUGGGCGCACCCAGGUAUAUCAACAGCAUAAUCAGCAACUGGAGGCGACAGCGAAAACGCUCAAGGCUCGAAGUGGAGAACUGGAGGAGAGAUACAAACAAAUAGUAAGUUUAUGCACAGGUGCCAGCGAGAGUCAAGUGGAUGGACUGUUGGACGAACUGGUGCAAGCGGUAAUCAGUGAGCAGAAGGACAACAAUCUGGAGCUUGGAAAGGUGCGAAAUUUCCUACGAAUGGUACAAGGAUCGGGGAAUUAA
Molecule: messenger RNA, 2712 nt
Organism: Exophiala aquamarina CBS 119918
Lineage: Eukaryota; Fungi; Ascomycota; Eurotiomycetes; Chaetothyriales; Herpotrichiellaceae
Exons: 2
Coding region: 1-2712 (903 amino acids)
Cellular component (GO): MBF transcription complex; SBF transcription complex
Molecular function (GO): protein binding; DNA binding; transcription coactivator activity
Source: RefSeq, a predicted model, not a curated record